AUGGGCUCCAUCAGCAAGAUCGACUUCACUACAUUCUACAACACAAUCAACAAUGAACUCACAACCACUCCCACAACCCGCCACAGCCUCAACCCAGCUACGCGCAAGCCCAACCCGCCCGUCCCCAUCUCCACUGCAUCAGACCUCAACCAUGCCGUGACCAGCGCCCGCACCGCUUUCAAAAGCUGGUCCAAGCUCUCCCCAUCUGACCGACGUGCCAAGGUCAUCGCCUUCGGUGAAGCCAUCUCCCUUCACGCGGAGGAAUUCGCCGACCUCCUAGUGCAAGAACAAGGCAAAGCACGCUUCCAAGCUACCAUCGAAGUGAACAUGUCCGGAACAUGGUGCAAGCAGAUCCCGCAAUUAGAACUCAAUGACGAGAUCCUCCAAGACACUGCUGACCAGCGUGUUAUCCAACGCUUCACGCCCAUGGGUGUAGUUGCGGGCAUUGUACCGUGGAACUUUCCGCUGCUGUUAGCAGUGGGGAAGAUCGCCCCGGCAGUGUAUACAGGGAAUUGUAUCAUCAUCAAGCCGUCACCAUUUACUCCAUACUGCGCGUUGAAACUUGGGGAGUUGGCGGCGACGAUUUUUCCACCCGGUGUGGUGCAGGUGCUGAGUGAUGAUGGGAACAUUGGACCGUUGAUGACGACGCACCCGGGGAUUAACAAGAUUAGUUUCACCGGAUCAACGGAAACCGGAAAGCGAAUCAUGAGAAAUUGCGCAGAGACGCUGAAAUCCGUCACACUGGAGCUAGGAGGCAACGACCCUGCCAUUGUUUGCGAGGACGUGGAUAUCGACGAGGUUGUACCACAGAUCGCCACCCUAAGUUUCCUCGUCUCGGCCCAAGUCUGCAUGAUGAUCAAACGCCUCUACAUCCACGAAUCCAUCUACGACAAAUUCCUCUCCGCCUUUAUCAACUUCACCAAGACUCUCAAGACAGGCCAUGGCACCGAACCAGACGUCUUCUUCGGCCCGGUGCAAAACGAAAUGCAAUACGAGAAAGUCAAGGACCUCUUCACCUCCAUUCAAACCGAAAACCUGAACCCCGUUCUCGGCGGCACCAUCACCGACUCGGAAGGUUACUUUGUCACUCCCACACUUAUCGACAAUCCCCCCGAUGACUCCAGGGUAGUCAAAGAAGAAGCCUUCGGUCCGAUCCUCCCGUUAAUGAAAUGGUCCAACGAAGAAGAAGUUAUCGUGCGUGCUAAUGAUUCUGAAUCGGGACUCGGUGCGUCGGUGUGGAGCAAGGAUGUGGAGCGGGCGCAGCGGAUAGGCGCGCAGUUGGAGUCUGGGUCCGUGUGGAUUAAUUCGCAUUUCCAGGUUGCGCCGAAUAUUCCUUUCGGAGGGGUGAAGAGUAGUGGGAUUGGGCGGGAGUGGGGCAUUGAGGGGUUGAAGAGUUAUACGCAGUCGCAGAUGAUGUGGGUGAAGAAGUGA
Aspergillus ibericus CBS 121593 is the source of this 1431-nucleotide messenger RNA. Its product is annotated as aldehyde dehydrogenase family protein. The record is from RefSeq and is a predicted model, not a curated record. The coding region runs from base 1 to 1431 and encodes 476 amino acids. The transcript has 3 exons. Gene Ontology annotation, molecular function: aldehyde dehydrogenase (NAD+) activity. NCBI's taxonomy places the organism in Eukaryota, Fungi, Ascomycota, Eurotiomycetes, Eurotiales, Aspergillaceae.